Metschnikowia bicuspidata var. bicuspidata NRRL YB-4993 is the source of this 1314-nucleotide messenger RNA. Its product is annotated as pseudouridine synthase. The coding region runs from base 1 to 1314 and encodes 437 amino acids. The record is from RefSeq and is a predicted model, not a curated record. Gene Ontology annotation, biological process: tRNA pseudouridine synthesis; mRNA pseudouridine synthesis. The transcript has a single exon. NCBI's taxonomy places the organism in Eukaryota, Fungi, Ascomycota, Pichiomycetes, Serinales, Metschnikowiaceae. Gene Ontology annotation, molecular function: RNA binding; pseudouridine synthase activity. Gene Ontology annotation, cellular component: cytoplasm; nucleus.
AUGAGUCUGUCCAAACAGCCUGUGACAUCGGCAUGCGAGUACGAGAAGUGGCUGAAAACACAACUCAUUCGCAAGAUCCAGGAACUUGAGAACGGAGGCACCAGUCCAGCCGCAGGGCAGGAGUCUGCUGCCGAUUCUAGCGGAACUGGCGGUGAUAAAGACACCUCCAAAACCGCUCUUCCUCUGCAAAAAAAGCGCAAGUUUGAUUUCACGCGGUUCCAGACGCGUUUUGUGGCCUUCAGGUUCGCAUACAUGGGCUGGAACUACAACGGACUCAACUAUCAGUACGAGCCCACGCCUCUUCCUACAGUGGAAGAGGUUAUUUUGCAGGCAAUGAGCAAAGCCAAGCUUGUCACAGAUGUGGACCCCGUCGCCUCUGGCUUUAGCCGAUGUGGCCGCACAGAUAAGGGCGUGAGUGCUUUGAACCAGGUGAUCUCGUUGAAUGUGCGGUCGUCUUUAACGAAGGAGCAGCAAAUGGACCCCGCUAAUGACCUGCGGGAAAUCCCUUACGUUAGCAUUUUGAACGCGCUCUUGCCCUUGGACAUUCGCAUAACAGCGGUAUCUUUGCGUCCACCCCCAAACUUUGACGCUCGUUUCAGCUGCUCGUACAGACAUUACAAGUAUCUUUUCUCGAAAAAAGGCUUGGACUUGGAGAAAAUGGAAGAAGCUGCCAAGAUGUACGAGGGCGUGCACGACUUCCGCAACUUCUGUAAGAUUGACGGGUCCAAGCAGAUCACAAACUACUUCAGGGAAGUGUACUCGGCCAAUAUCGUACACCAGGACGGCGACUUCUAUGUGUUUGACUUGAAAGGCUCGGCGUUCUUAUGGCAUCAGGUGCGCUGCAUGGUUGCCGUGCUAUUUUUGGUGGGCCAAGGACUAGAAUCUCCUUCAGUGGUGAAGGAACUACUUGAUAUUCAGAGAUACCCGAGCAAACCAUUGUUUGAAAUGGCCAACGACUUGCCCUUGGUGCUUUAUGAUUGCGUUUUCCCUGAAAUGGAGUGGCUUUCUGCGGCCACUGACUUCGACGGGGCGCAGAAACUCAAGUUGAUGAGGGAACAUGGCAAAUUCAACGGCUUGCUUCUCGAAUACCAAUUGAAAGCGCAUGUUGCAUCCAUGGUGGGGGAAGUUUUCGUCAAGGAAACAGUCCAAGAGAACUCCGAAGCCCAUCCUAACGCCGGCGCAAUCAAUCUAGGUGAUGGAAAGGGGCGCAACUACAAAACGUAUGUGCCGAUUUCGCAGCGAGACUUGGGCGACGAUGUUGCGACCGUGAAUGCCCGGCACAAAGAAAAACAAAAGAAAAAGGGAAAUAAAUAA